This is a messenger RNA of Penicillium maclennaniae, 1374 nucleotides long. RefSeq lists its product as uncharacterized. The transcript has 2 exons. The record is from RefSeq and is a predicted model, not a curated record. Bases 1 to 1374 code for a protein of 457 amino acids. NCBI's taxonomy places the organism in Eukaryota, Fungi, Ascomycota, Eurotiomycetes, Eurotiales, Aspergillaceae. Gene Ontology annotation, molecular function: heme binding; oxidoreductase activity, acting on paired donors, with incorporation or reduction of molecular oxygen; monooxygenase activity.
AUGUCACUCAACAUCCCUCAGCCACGUGGGGUUCCGAUACUAGGAAAUAUUCUCGAUGUCAACCCCAACGAGACAUGGAAUUCCUUGAUUAAACUCUCGGAGAAGUACGGGCCGAUAUUCAAAAUCAACGCACUGGGUAAACAAAUUGUCUUCGUCAGUGACGUCGCCUUGCUCGAGGAAAUUUGCGAUGAGAGACGCUUCCGCAAGUGUGUCACGGGCCCGGUCGUGGAGAUGCGCAAGUGCGCAAAUGACUGCUUGUUUACCGCAUACGACGACGAGAAGAUCUGGGGCGUCGCCCAUCGCAUCAUGAGCCCGUACGUCAGCAAGACUGCAACAGACCAAUGCUUCAGCGAUAUGGCAGAUGUGAUUCCAGACUUGACAAAGAAGUGGACAUCAGGAUCGAAGAAACGGGUUCUCUUCACUGACGAUCUCGAUCGCCUAUUGAUGGCUUCUAUCAUGCAGUGCUUCUACGGUCAGCGCGUGGAGCUCCUCGAAGGGCCCGAGCCUCCUCUUAUCAAAGCUUGGGAGCGUAUUACCAUGGAAGCAAUGAAGCGUCCCACACGACCGAAGAUACUCACCUGGCUUCUGUAUCAGCGCGGUUGGGAGAAUGAUAUCAAGACGAUGCGUGACUUCGCGACCGAGAUCAUCAAGAAUCGGAAGGAGCACCCUGAUUAUUCUCGCAAUGACCUACUGGACGGACUACUCAACAACACGGAUCCGCAAACAGGAGAGAGACUCAGCGACACGUCAGUCAUCGACGAAGUGGUGACAAUGUUCAUCGGCGCCGCGACAGCACCAAACCUUGUCGCAUAUGCACUGUAUUACUUGAUCAAGAACCCCAAGAAGAUGGAGAAGGCAAGAGCCGAAAUCGAUUCAAUCGUCGGUUCAAGCGAGAGAAUCCAGCUAGAGGACCUCAAGAAGAUGGAAUACUGCGAAGCCAUCAUCCGCGAAUCCCUUCGUCUAUCUGCCACAGCACCUGGUUUCAACAUCGAGCCUAUUCCAUCAAAGAACCGUAGCCCAGUCAUGCUUUCAGGAGGGAAAUAUCAAAUUCCGCACGACCAAGCCAUAAUUGCCAUUCUCCACACAGUGAACCGUGACCCCAAGAUCUUUGAAGACCCAGAAGACUUUAUUCCUGAACGCAUGCUCGGUGAGAAAUGGGAUAAUCUUCCAAAGGCAGCGAGGAGGGGCUUUGGAAAUGGCAAGCGUCAGUGCUUCGGUACGCAGUGGGCAUGGCGAUGGUCGAUCUUCACCAUCGCUAGCAUUCUCAAGGAUGUCUCGUUCGAGUUGGAAGAUUCGGACUAUAAGCUCACUUCUAAUGGGGCGUUUAGCGUGAAGCCGUUGAAAUUCUAUAGCCUUGUCAGUCCUAGGAGGUAG